Cantharellus anzutake is the source of this 987-nucleotide messenger RNA. RefSeq lists its product as uncharacterized. Lineage: Eukaryota; Fungi; Basidiomycota; Agaricomycetes; Cantharellales; Hydnaceae. The annotation marks the transcript as partial. The record is from RefSeq and is a predicted model, not a curated record. The transcript has 2 exons.
AUGUAUGUUUUUUGCCGGGAGCAUGGUCUGACAGAGGCUUGGGCCUAUCUUUGGAAUUCUUGGUACAGCAAAUGGGAUCUCUGGGCACAAUCCUCCUGUGAAUCUCGUCUCUCUCAUGUCCGCACAACCAUGAUCACUGAAAAUCACUGGAAGAGUCUAAAACAUGGCUAUCUUUAAUUUAAAACAUGCUCACCACUCGAUCAGACUGUUUACAUCAUUGUCUAUUCCACCAUUAACUCCUAUAUUCAUACAUCCCACUUUCUUGAGCCUGACUGGCGCCUUGGCAGGAGCCGCCCCCUCACAACUUGGCAGCAAGCUUUCAAGUCUGCUUGGAAUGAACUUGAAAAGAGGCCCAUCAGUGGCCGCAACUAUAAUACCGACAUCAAUGACUGGACCUGCCACUGCAGUGCACAAGCCACCAACACAUUUCACCUUUGCAAACACCUCAUACAUUCUGCUGGGAAACCUCCUAUGGAAUUUUGGGAGGAUAUCCACCGGCGUCAUGUUAUGCCCCUGUAUCGGCAUACUCACCUCCGGAACCGUGACCAAGCUGCCAAACAAGGCAGCAUAUCUGACGGUGAUGACCAGGACCGAGAAGGGGUCCGACUUAGUCUAGCUAGCCUCAAACCUCAUGAAAUCAAGUGCACUCACUCAUCCUUAGCAGAUCUGACUCAAGAUUUGGAUCACUCAGCUAAAAAGGUAAAAUAUGACACUUCAAUCGCUCAUGCUGACAUCUUGAUUCAGGUGCGCAUGGAUGUCAACGCCAAUCUCACCCCUGCUGGCAAUGACGAGGUUGUGAAUCUCCAUGGCAGCGAUUUAUCAGAUGAGGAUGAGAUUGCCGAGCUGCGAGCUCGUUUCAAUGAAUUGGGAGACUAUCUCAUUGAGGCCGGAGAAACUAUCCUCCAACAAGUUGAGAAGGAUGAGGGUGUUUGGAUGCGGGGUAUGGCGGGUCAUGAUCUGACUCGAAAAGCAGGGCCGAUUGUCGAG